Molecule: messenger RNA, 3682 nt
Organism: Bradysia coprophila
Lineage: Eukaryota; Metazoa; Arthropoda; Insecta; Diptera; Sciaridae
Gene: RasGAP1
Product: Ras GTPase activating protein 1
Biological process (GO): intracellular signal transduction; regulation of GTPase activity
Source: RefSeq, a predicted model, not a curated record
GCGUUCAGUCGCUUAGUGUAUGUCGUACACAUCAACUCGUCCACAUAGUGCAUGUAAAAUGUUAAAAGUCUGUGAUAUACAGCGAUCAUUCUAAGCUGUGAAUGGCAAUUGACACAAAAAGUGCUAAAAGUAUCCCCGUGGACGUUUCGUUUGAAUUAUAACCUUGACCAAGGCAAAUUUGCCAGAUAGUGACAAGUAAACCAACUUAGGAGGAGACAAAUGAAAAAGUCGGAGUGUGAAUGUUGUAAUGGGAUAAAAGUUUCUAAAUUAAAAUAAAAAGACGACAAAAAAUCAGAAGUUAAAUAGAUCAACGUGUGUGGGUGUUGUUAAAACUUCAUUCAACAAAAAAAAAAGUUUAAAAGGCAAAAGGUGCGAACAAAGCAAAAAGACAUUAAAAAUGAAUGAGAUGGAGAGCUGAAUUUCUAUUUUAGAAGUUAUAGAUCAGGCGUUUGACACUCUCAAUGAACUGCAAUAACACGAAUAAAACGGAGAUUUUGGUUUUUUGUUUGGUCAAGUUGAAUUUCCGUUUAGACACUGGCUGUAACAAAAGUGUCUUUUUACAAAAAGAAUCAGAAUUGGACAAGAAGUAGAAUAUUCGGUGUUAAUCCGCCACCCAGUUCGACAACGAUUCAGUACAUUUGUGGUAAAAUUGGUAAUUAUCUGAGAGGUAUUACCGGUAUUGGCACAGUCUGACAUUUCAACCUAACAAAAACGAAAGAAAAAUUUUGUGUUCAAAGUGGCAUACCGCUGCAAUCUCUUCUACGCAUACUCACACACUCUCAUUCACAAGAAACUGCUGUAAUGGAUGUUUAACAUGGCAGACGAAACACGAAAAAAAGUUCGUGUUAUUGAACAACUUAAAGUGAAAAUUGGUGAAGCGAAAAAUUUGCAAGGUCGUAAUGGCAGCAACGGACAAACUGGAUACCGAGACGUUUACUGUACGAUUGCAUUGGAUCAGGAAGAAAUUUCGCGAACGCCAACGAUCGAACGGACAUUGGCACCGUUUUUCGGCGAAGAAUAUCAAUUCAAUAUUCCGCGCAAAUUCCGCUAUCUGGCCAUAUACGUCUGGGACCGGGACAAGCAUCUGAAGCAGGACAAAGCCAUCGGAAAAAUUGCAAUCAAACGAGAGGAACUGCAGGUGUACAAUCACAAAGACCACUGGUUUCCAUUGCGACCGGUGGACGCCGAUUCAGAGGUACAGGGCAGCAUCAAUUUGGAAUGGUGCAUCGAUGAGGGAAAUGGCCACUUGAAGCGGAAAUCGAAUUUUGACGAUGGAAGUGGUUUCGGUGGCAGUAGCAAUGAUUACAAGGAGAACAAUUCGAUUGUUUCGCGUAGUGAUAGUGUGAAGACGACUAGCUCGUCGAGUGGCACAUUGGGCAAAACGAAGAGCCUAUUCGGUCACAAUGCGGAAUUGAGUCUGUUGAAGCCGCAGGUGAAAAAGUCCAAUGUGAAUUUCGAUAAUUUUCGGGCGGAUAGUAAAAGCCGAGUGGCAAUCAAUGUGGUGGAGUGUGUAGAUUUAGCUAAGAAAAACGGAUGCUGUGAUCCGUAUGUGGUUCUAACCGCGUUGUAUACGAACAAUCGGAAAUUGACCAAACGAACGAAAGUGAGAAAGAAAACCGUGUCGCCGAGUUUCAACGAAACGCUCUACUUCGAUCUGACUAUCGACUGUGAGACAAAGUCUGACAGCAACAAUGCGUACACGGUUGUGCCGCUGGGCGGAUCCGAUUUGUGUGAAAUUUGCGUGACUGUGUGGCAUGACGCCGGCAUGGGCGAUAAUGUGUUCUUGGGCGAAGUGAAAAUUCAAAUGCGUGGCAACAAGCACCAAGUGCAACCGGGUGCUUGGUACUUUCUGCAACCACGUACGAGCCAUUCACGGCCGGCUCGAUCGUGUGCAACGCCGCCCGGCACGAGACUGAGCUGUGACAAUACGUUGGGCUCGAUGCGACUGCAACUGGUGUACAUAGCCGAUCAUGUCUUUCCACUAGCUACCUACGAUGAUCUGCAAAACUUAAUACUGCUGAGCAUACAUCAGCGACCGAUAACAACGUCUGCAGUUUAUAUCGUCGGAGAAAUAAUUUCCAACAAGACGGAGGUCGCACAGCCACUAGUAAGACUGCUAACACAAAAAAGUAAGAUCUCGCCGAUGAUCAAAGCGCUGGCCGAUCACGAAAUAUCGAAACUCACCGAUCCAACAACAAUAUUUCGUGGCAAUACGCUAGUUUCAAAGAUGAUGGAUGAAGCGAUGCGACUGUCCGGCAUACAUUACUUACACAGUACAUUACGUCCGAUCGUGGAGGCCAUACUACACGAAAAGAAACCCUGUGAAAUCGAUCCGACCCGAGUGAAAGACCAGGCAACGGUCGAAACAAAUUUAGUUAAUUUAGAGGAAUAUGUCGAGAAAGUAUUUGAGGCUAUCACAAAGAGUGCGGUGCGAUGUCCGUCUGGUUUAUGCCAAAUAUUCCACGAUCUCAGGGAAUGUGCAGCUAAACAUUUCCCACACAAUAAGGAAGUACGGUAUUCGGUUGUGUCGGGCUUCAUAUUUUUGAGGUUUUUUGCACCGGCCAUUUUGGGACCAAAACUGUUCGAUUUAACGUCGGAACCGCUGGACACGCAAACAACUCGUACGCUCACCCUCAUAUCGAAAACGAUCCAAUCGCUUGGUAAUUUAGUCAGUUCACGUUCCGCACAGCAGCCGUGCAAGGAGGUGUACACGGGCCAGUUGUACAAAAAGUUUUGCAGCGAGAAACACGUUGAGGCGGUAAAGCAUUUUUUAGAAGUGAUCUCAUCGGUUGGAUCGAACCCGCAAGAAAAUACGAUACUAGAACCGGUGCUGUUGAAAGAGGGUGAUUGGAUGAUGACGAAACGAUCUCAGAGCCGAAAGAGGUUUGGCCGACGCAACUUUAAGCAACGAUAUUUCCGACUCACUACACAAUCGUUAAGUUAUGCCAAAGCGAAGGGCAAAAGAUCCAUCUGUGAUAUACCAUUGUCGGAAAUAUUAGCCGUAGAAAGACUUAACGAGAAAAGUUUCAAAUUACAAAACAUAUUUCAGAUUGUACGAAAAGAUCGAACACUCUACGUACAAACGUCCAACUGCGUUGAGGAGAAAGAAUGGGUGGACCUUCUAAGCAAAAUAUGCCAAAGCAAUGCUGCCCGAUUGCAAUAUUACCAUCCUUGUGCGUACAUACACGGUGUAUGGACAUGCUGCCAAAAGGACAAUCAAAAUGCUCAAGGAUGCGAAUCCGUGUCGCCGUUCCAAAUCGAAUUGCCCACGAAUCUCGAUCCGGCCAGAGAUCUGCAACGAUUGAAUUCGCUGAUCGUCGACCACAUCGAACAAUUGGACAAAUUCAAUACGGUCGGUGCCAGUCUGGCCAACGGCUACGAAGACCUGGUGCAGACGCGUAAAACGGCCGCCGAUUUGAAGGACGUUGCAGUGAAUUUGAAACAGAUCAAUGCUCGCUACAAAUCGGCACUGAUGCGGGAAAUGCGCUACGGGAGUAUGCAGCAUCCGAUUGGUGAUGAUAACUAUUUGCAUAUGAGCCGGAAUGGACUGGCGCAGCAGAUUCAAUCGGUAGGAUCGAAUUAUUUUUGUGAACAGAGGUCGUUUACGUAGAUCUAUUUUGGCAACAUCAGGUGCGACGGAGUGGAGGGUUUUUGUCGGUUAGUUGCAUAAGUUUUUAUUUUU